Molecule: messenger RNA, 290 nt
Organism: Funneliformis mosseae
Lineage: Eukaryota; Fungi; Glomeromycota; Glomeromycetes; Glomerales; Glomeraceae
Source: the annotation of a GenBank genome assembly
GGGAUACCAAUUGAUGUUUGCAAAGUGCAUGGAGAAGAUGCAGUAUUUCUACAGCAAGCAGCUCAUAUAACUGGUGGGAGAUAUCUUAAACUACCAACUCCGCAAGGGUUCUUACAGUUUUUGAUGAUAACAUUUCUUCCGGAUCGAUAUACGAGAACUUAUCAAUGUUUACCUGGAGAAGAAAAGGUCGAUUUCGGUGCUGCAUGUUUUUGCCAUAAAAAAAUUAUAGAUAUUGGAUAUGUUUGUUCUUUUUUUGUCAUCCAUUGGAACAAUGUUCAACUUGCAGGUUU